Molecule: messenger RNA, 1103 nt
Organism: Cutaneotrichosporon oleaginosum
Lineage: Eukaryota; Fungi; Basidiomycota; Tremellomycetes; Trichosporonales; Trichosporonaceae
Source: RefSeq, a predicted model, not a curated record
CCCCCCCCUCGUCAUAUUUGUAUAGACUAGACCCUCUUCACGACUGCACGAGAACAACACCUCUACGAGCAACGGCGACACUCCUUCCAACAGCACAUACCUCGUAUCCCCUUCGGUUUUCAGAGGCUCUCUUCCUCCCCUCCCCCUCGUCUCGUAACACCCCCCUCACUCCCAUCAUGCCACGACACGGCGUGCGCCCAACGGCUGCUCCUAAGCGCGACGCUGCUCUUGACUACCUCCGGAAACGACAGGAUCCCCAAAACGGCGGCAACAACGCCGGCGGCGGCAACGGAAACAACGCCGGAGGUGGCAACAAUAACCAGAACGGUAACACUGGAACCAACCAGCAGGGUGGCGGUAACAACAACGGAACCGUCGGCACCGGCCAGAAUGGCAACGGCACGACCAACGGCAACGCUACCGUGUCCGGCGGCGCCGGUGGGAACAGUACCAACACGAGCUCGACCAUUUCCAUUCCUCUCACAGCCGCGGCCGGUAGUAUCGUUAUGCUGGAGCCAUCGCAGAGGGUUGACACGGUGUCCUAUUACAAGAUUGCACCAAGUGAAACAAUCACGUUCCGCUGGAACAUGACCAAUCUCUACGUUCAACCGUCUAACAUCACUGUCGUCGCAUCGUGCUCGGACAACGGUAACACGUAUCCCGUUGGCCCUACCAACGGGGCGCAAAAUGUGUUUGAUGGCAAUACAACCGAAGUUCACUGGGUUCCGUACGACUGGGAGCAGGUGCCGGGGCAGCCGCGGUUUGCGGCGGCUUCGUACACUCUCAAGAUCUGGGACGAGCGCGGACCGGGUGUGGGCAUCAAGGGUGGCUAUCUCAGCCCUUACUCUGGUACAAGGUUUGGCAUGUACAUCCCACAAAAGUACACGCCGCUGGCUGAAUGGACGUGCGCGACCUGCUCAUCUGCGCAGCGCCUGCUGGGCGAGCCCGCUGGCCUGAGCAUUCUGACCUCGCUGAUCGUUGUGCUUGUGAGCGCCUACGCCGUGCUGCGCCGCGCAUGAGCGACAUUAAUGUCUGUCCCUUUUAUGGACACUCGAGGACUUUUUUUGCAUAGACACGACCGUGAUGUACAUUGGUAAUGACUA